AUGGCCGCGUCUGGGAGUCUACGCGUUUCCUCCAUUCUCGAUGAUCCCGAGGACAAUUUCGAUUGUCCGCAGGGAUCUCCUUCGUCUAAUGAUUGUGACCCCUCUUUGGCCGACACAGUCAUGUUUCCAUCUGAAAGAAAUCCUUUCCUUAAAUCGGGAUUUGUACCUUCUGUUCAAGAGGAUUUUCACCUUGCAAGUCAUGGAGAGUGUGAUUGUGGAGAGUGUAAGUGCCACGCUGGCUUUAUUGGUGACAACUGCAACUGCACCACAGAUAUCAGCGGCUGUGUGUCGGAGGAUGGCCAGCUCUGUAGUGGGAAGGGCACCUGUUUGUGCGGUCAGUGCCAGUGCAUUGAGCCAGGAGCCUUUGGACAGACGUGUGAGAAAUGCCCAACGUGUCCUGAUGCCUGUGGAACCAAAAGAGAUUGCAUCGAAUGUAGAUUGUACCAGACUGGGCGACUGGCUGAUAACCAUACAUGUCACAGACUCUGUAAGGAUGAGAUUGUCACAGUUGAUUUGCUUGAAACAAGCAAUCCUGAAGCUGUUCUGUGCAGUUACAAGACUGAGAAAGACUGUGUCAUGAGAUUUAUGUACACUGAAGAGGAGGAAAAGUCUAUCCUCACUGUUCUCCGGGAACCAGAAUGUGGCUCUGCACCUGACGCACUGACUGUCUUGCUGGCUGUAGUGGGCAGCAUUCUACUGGUUGGAUUGGUUCUUCUGGCAGUCUGGAAGUUGCUUGUUACUAUUCACGAUAGGCGUGAAUUUGCAAAAUUUCAAAAUGAACGAACAAGAGCCAGAUAUGAAAUGGCUUCCAAUCCACUCUAUCGGCAGCCAAUCUCAACUCAUAACUUGGAUGAAGUUUUCAGUAUGGUGGGCAAAUCCCAUAAUGGCACGAUGGACGGAUUUAGACCCAUUAAAGAGAUGGAGUGAGAUCCUCUUUAACCUUUAAUGGAGAUUUUUUUCUAAAAUAUAAAUAAAAACAACAGCGCAGGAAGGCACGUGUCUCAGACAGAGCUUAUUUGCACAAUUAGUUCUCUGCUGGGCGGUUAGACCCACAACUAAUAAUUCACAGCAGAGACUGGGAGUCAUUCCGAAAACACUGCAAAACGUUGUUACUGCUGAUGAAACUGCUUCAUGACAAGAGGAUAGUAGCUCCAUAUCCACAAACCAAACUGAUACAGCACUGUUUCUUAACUGGUUCUAUCAGGAUCAUAAACCCAACAAGCCUUUGAACUGUGAUGUACAACAGGACUGGCUCAGUUUUGCGACAAACAAAUGAGGACAUUUGAAAGUUUACGUAAUACGUAGGGUAGAGAUGGGUUUAAUACAGUUGUGCCAUAUUUUUAUAACAUAAUACUUCUAUAUUUUUAUUGUGAUUAUUUACUGAGGUGCGCACAGACAGUAAAUCCAACUGUACGUUUAAUGAUCAAUUCAUCUGCUUUUUAGGAAUACAGAGAAAUUUGUUUUAAAUGUAACAAAUCAUAGUCUCCCAAUAGUCAGAUAGUAAAAAAGCAUCACAUUUCUGUUUUUGGUACAUGCCAGGAAGAGUAUUUGGCACUUUUUCUAUCAUUAAAUACAUUUUAACAAUAAGAAAACAUUUCUUCAAUUUAUCCCAAGGACCAACACAGGGUAAGAUAUGAUCACUGUACUUGUUACCUGUCAGGUAAGUGUUAGCUCAGAUAAUAUAUUUGGGUAAAGAAUGUACUGCUGCAAUGUUUGUAAUAACCUUAAAUUAAUAAAGGGAGAAAAAAAAAACAGUUAAUAAA
Bombina bombina (fire-bellied toad) is the source of this 1763-nucleotide messenger RNA. Its product is annotated as integrin beta-5-like. Gene Ontology annotation, biological process: cell-matrix adhesion; cell migration; integrin-mediated signaling pathway. Gene Ontology annotation, cellular component: integrin complex; cell surface; focal adhesion. Bases 1 to 927 code for a protein of 308 amino acids. The transcript is spliced from 7 exons. NCBI's taxonomy places the organism in Eukaryota, Metazoa, Chordata, Amphibia, Anura, Bombinatoridae. Gene Ontology annotation, molecular function: integrin binding. The record is from RefSeq and is a predicted model, not a curated record.